UGCAAACAAAAGGAUUCCGUUGCAACCAAUCUGUAUCCCCUCUCGCUUUUAUUGCUGCUCCGUUCUUUCUUACUAUUUCUUCCUCGUUUGCUUCGUCCCCGCGGCGACAACGAACGAUCCACCAGCGCCACUUCCAGCCAAGUCGUCUACUCCGCGUGAGCGCGUCCACGCCCCCAAUCCCAAUCCCCUCUGCUCGCGGCCGCCCACGCUUCCUCCGCCGCCGCCGGCUCUCGCUCCAUGAUGAAGGACAAGAUGAAGGAGUUCAUGAAGAAGGUCACCUCCUCCGGGUCCGGGACCGCCGCCUCCUCCUUCAAGGGCACAUCCCACGUCCUCGGCUCCGGCUCCGGCUCCUCCCCCUCCCCCUCCCACCCCGCUGCCCGCCCCUCAAACCCUAGCCCAAACUCCAGGCCUGUUGCCUCUAAGCGGCCGUCGCCACCUCCUCCCCCGCCCCCCACUUCUGCCACCGAUUUCACCCCCUUCACGCCCCUCGUCUCCUCCUCCUCCCGCCGCCCCGACGCGAACGGCACCGCGGCCGUCGCGUGCCCCAGCUGCGGAGACGCGUUCCCGUCCGAGCUCGCCGUCUCCGACCACCUCGACGGCUGCCUCGCGUCGGCGGGGGGCGCCCGCGCGCGCGCCGCCGCGUACCUCGCCGCCGACCCGCCUCCGCCCGCGGCCUCGGUAGAGGUGGUCAAACGCCUGCUGGGCAAUCUGCUCCGGGAGCCCGGCAACGAUAAGUUCAGGAAGGUGAGAUUGAGCAACCCGCGGAUCAAGGAGGCCCUGGCGGACAGGGAUGGUGGGGUGGAGCUCCUGGAGGCCGUCGGCUUCACGGUCGGGGAUGAGGGCGGGGAGCCCUUCGCCGUGAUGGACCAAGUGCCAAGCGAGGCGAAGCUCAACGGGAUCAGGAGGGCCGUCCUCCUGCUCGAGGGGCAACACCCCUCUGCGCCUCCAGUGAAGGCGGAGGCUGAGGCCAAGGAGAGCUGCAGCAAUGUGGCUCAUGUGCAGGAAGGUGCUAAGACUAUUGAUCGGCAGAUUCGGGUAUUUGUCUCUGUUCCUGGGAGUUCUGUGGCACAAAAUGACGUACCAGAUUCUUUUUACAAGCUUAGUGGUGAGGAGAUAAGGAAUGAAGCAAAGAUGAGGAGGGAAAGAUUAGAACAAUCUCGAUUGCUGAUACCAAAGUCUUACAAGGAGAAGCAGGCACUGGCUGCUCGACAGAAGUAUAAACAAGCAGUCAUUCGAGUUCAGUUUCCAGAUAGAAUGAUUCUUCAGGGUGUAUUCCUACCAGGAGAGGCCACUAGUUCACUGUAUGAGUUCGUCACAUCUGCUCUGAAGCAACCAGGUUUGGAAUUCGAACUUAUCUCUCCAGCCAUUCCUAAGCCACGUGUGGUGCCUCAUUUUCCAAACCCGGGAGAGCGGGCACGCACCCUUCAAGACGAGGAGCUGGUCCCUUCCGCGCUCCUCAAGUUCAUUCCCCAGGAGACUGAUUCCGUGGUUUUCACCGGUUUGCUUGAUGAGCUUCUCAUGGCCAGUGAGCCGCUUCCUCCUGCAUCACAAUGAACUGUGUGAAAAUAGCACUCCAUUUGGUGGGCUGCUGACUUCUAUUGAGUUUUCUGCAUAAUGUAGAUGAUUUCGUUUUUUCCCUGCCGAGUUUCUCUUACAUCAGACUUGUAAAAACACAGGGUUACUUAGAUAACAACACAUACCUGCAUUGGCUGACAAUAUCUUGAGGAAAGGCUACUCGAGAAUUCGUUAGGCCCAUGCUGAACUGGAUCUGAACUGGGCUGGGCUGGACUGGACUGUAAAACUCCAAUACAUGGAAAGAUUGAUUGAUUUGGCUGUCGGAGGCCCAAAUUUCUGUGCUCUUCAAUUG
This is a messenger RNA of Sorghum bicolor (sorghum), 1867 nucleotides long. RefSeq names its product plant UBX domain-containing protein 2. Lineage: Eukaryota; Viridiplantae; Streptophyta; Magnoliopsida; Poales; Poaceae. The record is from RefSeq and is a predicted model, not a curated record. Gene Ontology annotation, molecular function: DNA binding; protein binding. Bases 238 to 1554 code for a protein of 438 amino acids. The transcript is spliced from 3 exons. Gene Ontology annotation, biological process: DNA repair; defense response to fungus.